CCCUUUAAGAGGAAGUAGCGCCGGCCGAGCGCCGCGGAGGGGGAGGGGCGCGCGGGGCUGCGCUGCGGCCGCACGAGGGGCAGAGCAGCGGUCCCGCACCGUUGCGUCUCUCGGCCUUCGAGUCGGCACGGAGCGCUGCGGGGCGCGGGGUGAAGCUCUGCCCCGCGGGACCUCGGCAACAGGAGGAAGAAGAGGAGGAGGAGGAAGAAGAGGAGGACGACCUUCAGCCUCCGAGCUUCGCCUUCUACGGGCCGGGAGUGGAUGAGCAGCAGCAGCAGGAGGAGGAGGAGGAGGAGGGCGGCUCUGUGACGGCGGCAGGGAAUCGAGAUGUCCCACGCUUUGAAGCAGGUGUUCAAUAAGGACAAAACCUUCCGGCCCAAACGUAAAUUCGAGCCGGGCACGCAGCGCUUCGAGCUGCACAAGAAGGCUCAGGCGUCGCUGAACGCCGGGCUGGACUUGAAGGUGGCCGUGCAGCUGCCGCCGGGCGAGGAGCAGAACGACUGGGUGGCCGUGCACGUGGUGGACUUCUUCAACCGCAUCAACCUGAUCUACGGCACCAUCAGCGAUUACUGCACCGAGCAGUCCUGCCCCGUCAUGUCGGGAGGCCCCAGGUAUGAGUACCGCUGGCAGGACGAGCACAAGUACAGGAAGCCCACGGCCCUGUCUGCCCCGCAGUACAUGAACCUGCUGAUGGAUUGGAUCGAGGUGCAGAUCAACAACGAGGACAUCUUUCCCACCAACGUCGGUACGCCCUUCCCCAGGAACUUUCUCCCCGUGGUGAAGAAGAUCCUCUCGAGGCUCUUCCGCGUCUUCGUCCACGUCUACAUCCAUCACUUCGACCGCAUCACGCAGAUGGGCUCGGAGGCGCACGUGAACACGUGCUACAAGCACUUCUACUACUUUGUGAAGGAGUUCAACCUCAUCGACACCAAGGAGCUGGAGCCUCUGAAGGAGAUGACAGCACAGAUGUGCCACUGAGCGAUCCCUGCUGCGCAGCGCCGUCCCCGCAGCACCGCACAGACGUUUCCUUACAGAAAUGGAUUUAUAUUUUUAAGGCGUUCCGAUGUAAUCACUGCAGUAUAGCAGGAGUAUUUUUGUAAGAGAUGUUCUAGAUCGA
Messenger RNA from Phasianus colchicus (ring-necked pheasant), 1117 nucleotides. It is a transcript of the gene MOB3A, whose product is annotated as MOB kinase activator 3A. Lineage: Eukaryota; Metazoa; Chordata; Aves; Galliformes; Phasianidae. The record is from RefSeq and is a predicted model, not a curated record.